CUUAGUUGUUUGUUUGGAUCAGUAGGAACCACCUAGUGGACAGUCAUUGUGCGUUAUUCUCGAAAAUUCGGUCGUUCAGAGAAAUGGCGGCUGAGGCGGCGAAAGUGUUCUUCGAUUUAUCUGCAGAUGGCAAGCCGUUAGGAAGAGUUGUUUUCCAACUGUCUGCUGACACUCCCAAAACUUCUGAAAACUUCCGAGCCCUCUGCACUCAUGAGAAAGGAUAUGGCUAUAAAAAGAGUGUAUUUCAUCGCAUAAUCCCGAAUUUCAUGUGCCAAGGUGGUGAUUUCACUAAUGCUGAUGGUACCGGUGGCAAAAGCAUUUAUGGGUCAAAGUUCGCAGACGAAAAUUUCAAGCUUAAGCACAAGCCAUUCGUCUUGUCCAUGGCCAACUCUGGUCCAAACACCAACGGUUCUCAAUUCUUUAUUACUACCGUUGCUUGUCCGUGGCUCGACGGCAAGCAUGUUGUAUUCGGUGAUGUUGUAGAAGGUCAGCAAAUCGUCAAAAAUUUGGAGAAAUAUGGUUCUGAGUCUGGGAAGACUAAUGCAACUGUCGUUGUUGAUGACUGUGGACAGUGCUAAAUUUGGCUCUUCUAUACACCUCUUAUAUAUGUCCUUAUCAAUAAAACUCAGUCGGUAUGAGUAAACCUGCUUUUUGGGUGCCUUGUAUUCUGUUUGACGUUGCCACGGAUGGCAAUCCUCAGUGGUUUUUUAUUUUUUUUCAGAACCACCUAUCUUUCCACUAAUAAACAGUGGUGCACUCGG
Heterobilharzia americana is the source of this 761-nucleotide messenger RNA. The record is from the annotation of a GenBank genome assembly. NCBI's taxonomy places the organism in Eukaryota, Metazoa, Platyhelminthes, Trematoda, Strigeidida, Schistosomatidae.